Manis pentadactyla (Chinese pangolin) is the source of this 1488-nucleotide messenger RNA. It is a transcript of the gene ALG2, whose product is annotated as ALG2 alpha-1,3/1,6-mannosyltransferase. Gene Ontology annotation, molecular function: alpha-1,3-mannosyltransferase activity; GDP-Man:Man(1)GlcNAc(2)-PP-Dol alpha-1,3-mannosyltransferase activity. Lineage: Eukaryota; Metazoa; Chordata; Mammalia; Pholidota; Manidae. Bases 218 to 1468 code for a protein of 416 amino acids. The record is from RefSeq and is a predicted model, not a curated record. The transcript has 2 exons.
CGUCCUUCACAGAGUUCAGUCCCUAUCAAAGAAGAAUACAGGCACGGCCAGAUCAGAAAUUUUCUCUGGCAGUUACUAGGCACCCACGGAUUUGCGCUGAUGUGGCCUAACGGACGCACGCGCCGCGAGGCGCGGUCAGCUCCGCAAUGGCCAGCUGGGAACACGCGCCAGGAGCCUGCGCGGAAGCCCACAAGGGCGCAGGCGUGGUUUCCGGGCAAUGGCGGAGAAGCGAGGCCACAAUCAGGAUACGGGUCUCUACCCGUCGGUGCUGUUCCUGCAUCCGGACCUGGGCGUGGGCGGGGCCGAGCGGCUCGUGCUGGAUGCGGCGCUGGCGCUGCGGGAGCGCGGAUGCAGCGUGCAGAUCUGGACAGCGCACUACGACCCGGGCUACUGUUUCGCCGAGAGCCGCGAGCUGCCUGUGCGCUGCGCGGGCGACUGGCUGCCGCGCAGCCUGGGCUGGGGCGGCCGUGGCGCCGCCGUCUGCGCCUACGUGCGCAUGAUCUACCUGGCGCUCUAUGUGCUGUUCCUCGGCGAUGAGGAGUUCGACGUGGUCCUGUGCGACCAGGUGUCUGCCUGUAUCCCAGUGUUCAAGCUGGCCAGACGGCGUAAGAAGAUCCUGUUUUACUGUCACUUCCCAGAUCUGCUGCUCACCAGGAGAGAUUCUUUUCUUAAACGUCUAUACAGGGCCCCGAUUGACUGGAUAGAGGAAUAUACCACAGGCAUGGCAGACUGCAUCUUGGUCAACAGCCAGUUCACAGCUGCCAUUUUUAAAGAAACAUUCAAAUCCUUGUCUCACAUAGACCCUGAUGUCCUCUACCCAUCUCUGAAUGUCACCAGCUUUGACUCAGCUGUUCCUGAAAAGCUCGAUGACCUAGUCCCCAAAGGGAAAGAAUUCCUGUUCCUCUCCAUCAACAGAUAUGAAAGGAAGAAAAACCUGACUUUGGCACUGGAAGCCCUCGUAAAGCUGCGUGGAAGACUGACACCCCAAGACUGGGACAAGGUUCAUCUGAUUAUGGCAGGUGGUUACGACAAGAGAGUUGUGGAGAAUGUGGAACACUAUCAGGAAUUGAAGACAAUGGUCCAGCAGUUUGACCUUGGCCAGUAUGUGACCCUCCUGCGGUCUUUCUCAGACAAACAGAAAAUCUCACUGCUCCAUGGCUGUACCUGUGUGCUCUACACACCAAGAAAUGAGCACUUUGGCAUUGUCCCCUUGGAGGCCAUGUACAUGCAGUGCCCGGUCAUUGCUGUUAACUCAGGAGGGCCUUUGGAGUCCAUCACACACAGUGUCACAGGGUUUCUGUGUGAGCCUGACCCAGUGCACUUUGCAGAAGCAGUAGAAAAGUUUAUCCAUGAACCUUCCUUAAAAGCCACAAUGGGACUGGCUGGAAGAGCCAGGGUGAAAGAAAAGUUUUCCCCUGAAGCUUUUAAAGAGCAGCUCUACCAAUAUGUCACCAAACUGCUGGUAUAAUGAAAUUUUUAAAGACUUUA